Molecule: messenger RNA, 2186 nt
Organism: Panicum virgatum (switchgrass)
Lineage: Eukaryota; Viridiplantae; Streptophyta; Magnoliopsida; Poales; Poaceae
Product: lysosomal Pro-X carboxypeptidase-like
Exons: 6
Coding region: 264-1829 (521 amino acids)
Biological process (GO): proteolysis
Molecular function (GO): dipeptidyl-peptidase activity; serine-type exopeptidase activity
Source: RefSeq, a predicted model, not a curated record
AACUUCCAACCACGUCCAAGCAACGAACUCUAGUCAAAACUAACCGAGAAGCCUUCCAUCCGAUUUUUCUGUGCGCCGAUCGACCCAAUUCAUCACCCAGUAAACGAUCAGCAUGAAUUUCGCAACCAUAUUCGAUCGAGUUCGAGUAUAUCCUCUUCGGUUAGCUUCUUAUAUCCGUCACAUCCAUUUCUUGAAUCCAUCUACAACGAACGAUCUACUAGCUUAAUUAGUAGAUCAUCAUUGAUCAAACACUACCAGCAGCCAUGGAUAGGUUGAUCGCUGCCGGUUUUCUUCUACUGCUACUCUGGUGCCAAGCGGCCGCCGGCGUGGGCGGCGCCGUCGUCAGGCGACCGCGGCCGCCGUCGCUGGCGAGGCGCUACCACCACACCUCGUCAUCGCCGCCGCCGCCCGGCGGCGACGCGGGCGCGUCCGUGCCGGCGGUGGUCCAGUACGAGACGCGGCACUACACGCAGCGCCUGGACCACUUCAACUCGGCCCCAGCGAGCUACGCCACGUUCCAGCAGCGCUACCUCGUGAACGACACCUUCUGGCGCGGCCGGACGGCGCCCAUCUUCCUGUACGCCGGCAACGAGGGCGACGUGGAGCUCUUCGCCAACAACACCGGCCUCAUGUGGGAGGCGGCGCCGCGGUUCGGCGCCAUGCUCGUCUUCGUCGAGCACCGCUACUACGGCCGGUCGAUGCCGUUCGGGGGCAGCCGGGCGGCGGCGUUCCGGGACGCCGCCGCCAAGGGCUACCUCACCGUGACGCAGGCCCUCGCCGACUACGCGUCCUUCGUGCUCAGCCUCAAGGCGAACCUGAGCGCGCCGGCGGCGCCCGUGGUCGUGCUCGGCGGCUCCUACGGCGGCAUGCUCGCCGUGUGGAUGCGCCUCAAGUACACGCACAUCGUCAUGGGCGCCGUCGCCUCGUCGGCGCCCAUCCUCAGCUUCUACGGCCUCGCCGACCCCUACGCCUUCUACGACCGCAUGACCGACGACUUCAAGAGCGAGAGCAAGCACUGCUACGAGGUGCUCCGUGACUCGUGGGCGGAGCUCGACAGGUUGCUCGCCACCAAGGAAGGCAGGGCACGGAUGAAGAGUACAUUCAACAUGUGCAAUGGCAGCAGCGUGGAGGACAUCCCGUCGCUGCUGGAGAGCGCGGUGGUGUACGCGGCGAUGACGGACUACCCGACGGCUUCGGGGUUCCUGACGCCGCUGCCGGCGUACCCGGUGCGCGAGAUGUGCCGCGCCGUGGACCGCCACCCGGCGGGCUCCGGCGGCGGCGGCGAGACUCUGUCCCGCGUCCGGGCCGCCAUGGAAGUCUACUACAACCACACGGGCGGCGCGGCGUGCUUCCGCGGCGAGGAGGAGGACGACCCCUACGGCAUGCUCGAGGGGUGGGACUGGCAGGCGUGCACGGAGAUGGUGCUCAUGACCUACGGCCUCAGCAACGACAGCAUCCUGCAGCCGCCAUGGCCCUUCAACUUCACCGACGUCCUCGACAGCUGCCGCAACGCCACCGGCCUGCCGCCGCGCCCCUUCUGGCUCGAGACCGAGUUCGGCGGAUACGAUAUUGGGAAUGUGUUGAAGAGAUCCGCUAGCAACAUCCUCUUCUUCAACGGGCUGCGGGAUCCGUGGAGCACCGGCGGCAUGUUGAAGAGCAUCUCUGACAGCAUCAUCGCGCUGGUGGAGCCGAAAGGCGCGCACCACGUGGAUCUGAGGUUCUCCAACAAGGACGAUCCCGAGUGGCUGACGCGGGUGCGGGCCAAGGAGACGAGGAUCAUAGCGCGCUGGCUCAAGCAAUACUACAGCGACGAGGCCAUCUCGACUUGAAGGCCGCGCCGCCAUAGCUAUAGGAAGCAGAGAUCUCCGAUCCUGUGCUGUUUCUUUGGGUUGAUGAUCUCCUCGUUUUCCUCUUCGAUCAGUUCUUUCCCAGGCUAGCUAGUGGGUUUCGUGUCGUUGUUUCGCAGACUAGGCUUGCUGUUGUUAUUUGCUUUUAGACUCCGUAUCAGACUGAGAGCCAAAAAUCAGACUUUUGAUUAUUAGGAGCAACCCUUCGGAUGCGAAGGCAUCAACAAUGCCGUAAACUCCUAGUUCUAUUAAGUUCAUUUCUCUGAGAAAUCAUGAAGAUUGUUAUUAGUUCAUAGAUUAAAUUAUUUUAAUCAACCGUGUCUGAGCAUAUCUUUUAUU